CACACUUUUUGUAUUGGACAUGGACCAAAGAAGCCAACCAAUACCAAUCCAGCCAUUCCAACGAUGUUUCCUUCGUUAUUGCAUUUCUGUUUGAAUCAACGUUGUCUGCAUGAAAUAUUUGUAUCUUCUCCCAAAACAACAUUCGGUUCACAGCGAUUUGCAACUGUCCGCGGGAUCGUCAUGAGUAAAAGAAAGGCUCCCGAUACUUCUAACAAUCUAAACCACGAUUUGUGCGAUUUUUUAACAGAGCUGGCAAAUUACGAGCGCAACGUGAACAAAAAUGUCUUUAAAUACAACGCCUACCGAAAAGCGUCAAACACUCUGGCUGGUUUACCCGAGAGAGUCAAAUCCGGCAAAGAAGCGAAAAAGCUCCCGGGAAUCGGCGAUAAAAUCGCUAAGAAGAUCGACGAGUUUCUCGAUACCGGAAAACUGAGGAAACUAGAGGAUAUAAGGAAAGAUGAGAGCAAUGUGGCGAUCAAUUUGCUGACGAGAAUCACCGGAAUCGGUCCUGCCAAAGCUAAGGAGCUGGUCAAUGCUGGAAUUACGACGAUCGAGGAUUUGAAGAAAAAUCAGGAUAAGCUGACGCACCACCAAAAAAUUGGCCUAAAGUAUUUUGAAGACUUCGAGACCAAGAUUCCCAGAGAAGAGAUUGAAGCUCUCGAAAGCGUGGUAAAGAAAUCCAUCACUGAUAUUGAUAAGGAUUACAUCGUCACUAUUUGCGGAAGUUACAGGCGUGGAAAACAGCAGAGCGGUGAUAUCGAUGUUCUUUUGACGCAUCCAAGUUACACGUCGGAAAGUAAAGAAGCAAAAAAACACUCCACACUCUUGAAAUCCGUUGUUAAAAAACUCGAGGAUGAAAAGUUGAUAACUGAUACUAUCUCGCACGGAGAUUCAAAAUUUAUGGGUGUCUGUCGGUUGGAUGAAGAUAAACCAUUUAGAAGAAUAGAUAUUCGAUUAGCUCCCCAUGACCAGUAUUACUGUGCUGUACUGUACUUCACAGGAAGCGAUUUGUUCAACCAGAAUAUGAGAAUGCAUGCAUUGGAAAAAAAGUACACGUUGAAUGAAUAUACUCUUAAAAAAUUGACCCCUGAAGGUACACCGGGAAAUGCUGAAAAUAUUAGUUGUGAAGAGGACAUAUUCAAAAUUAUUGGAAUGCCAUACAAGAAACCGGAGGAACGAAAUGUAUAAAAUAAUAUUUUUUAAAGAAAAUGUAAGACUCGUUUGAUUUUUGAUACUAAUGUAAAAAGUAUUUAUUA
Copidosoma floridanum is the source of this 1256-nucleotide messenger RNA. Its product is annotated as DNA polymerase beta. Gene Ontology annotation, molecular function: DNA-directed DNA polymerase activity; DNA binding. The record is from RefSeq and is a predicted model, not a curated record. Gene Ontology annotation, cellular component: nucleus. NCBI's taxonomy places the organism in Eukaryota, Metazoa, Arthropoda, Insecta, Hymenoptera, Encyrtidae. Gene Ontology annotation, biological process: double-strand break repair via nonhomologous end joining; base-excision repair.